Messenger RNA from Topomyia yanbarensis, 567 nucleotides. RefSeq lists its product as uncharacterized. The transcript has a single exon. The record is from RefSeq and is a predicted model, not a curated record. NCBI's taxonomy places the organism in Eukaryota, Metazoa, Arthropoda, Insecta, Diptera, Culicidae. The coding region runs from base 1 to 567 and encodes 188 amino acids.
AUGAAUGGCAUUAAAGCGAAGAUUCUGAUGGAUCCGGAAGUAGUACCAGUAUAUCAACCAAUUCCGGUCCCUUUGGAAGAAGCACUUGACAGGAAGUUGGACGAAAUGUUAAAGCGGGAUAUAAUCGAGGCAAAAACGGGACCAACAUCCUGGGUAUCACCAUUGGUCGUAGUAGGGAAGUUAAAUGGAGAGCUCAGACUCUGCCUUGAUUUGCGAAGAGUUAAUGAAGCAGUAUUAAGAGAACACCAUCCAAUGCCGUCAGUUGUAGAGUACUUGGCAAAGCUGGGACGUGGACAAUUGUGGAGCAAGCUCGACAUCAAGGAAGCAUUCCAUCAAAUAGAGCUUGAUGUGGAUUCUAGAGAUGCGACAACUUUUAUCACUCAACGUGGUUUGUACCGUUUCAAACGUUUGCCGUUUGGUUUAGUAACCGCUCCGGAGCUGUUUCAAAAAGCGAUGGACGAAACACUAUCCGGAUGCGAGGGGACGGUCUGGUACCUCGACGACGUGCUAGUGGAAGGCAAAAAUGUACAAGAACAUGAUAAGCGACUGGAACAGGUAAUGAUGUAA